Molecule: messenger RNA, 1734 nt
Organism: Ogataea philodendri
Lineage: Eukaryota; Fungi; Ascomycota; Pichiomycetes; Pichiales; Pichiaceae
Exons: 1
Coding region: 1-1734 (577 amino acids)
Molecular function (GO): protein binding
Source: RefSeq, a predicted model, not a curated record
AUGUUGGGGGCGAGAGCUCGGGUUCCCCACAUUUUCAGAACUCGAUUGUAUUCUACAUCGAGGUUGCCUCGAAAACCUGACUAUUUUACCAAAAACAGUAGUCUUGGUGAUGAGUACACUUCCUUGAAAAAAGAGCUCCAAUCUUUAUACAAGAGCGCACUUGAACGCAUCAACUCUCAAAUGGAGAGCGCCAGCAUGGUACGCAAACAAACAAGUGAUGAAAAUCUUGCCCCUCCAGUUUUGGGACUACCGGCUGAUGAUAUUGUGCUCAACGAAAACGAAAUAUGGUCUUUCUUUUCACUUUUGAAACUCGAUCGAACUCAAAGAAUCCUCACUUAUCCUGCAAAAUCAUUAACUUGGGCCGGGUAUUCAGAUAUUGAAUAUCGAAGAAAUACUCUGGUAGUUCCUGGUGAAUCAGAUUCAGCCGUCAGUUGGAAUGAAUUUGUUAAGAACUUGGUUGACUAUAAUACUCGGGGAAACCAGGCAGCGCAGAAAGUUAAGCUGGCUACUCUUCGACUGGUCUUGGAAAUUGCGGGAAAUAAGCUGACAUUGAAUACAUUCAACCGAAUUCUAUUAAGUUUAUCGUGGCAAUAUGAAUUGACACAUAUGAAUCAGAUUUACAAGCACAUGACCAAAGAAUACGAUAUCGAGCCAGACAUUCAAACCUAUAACAUUUUCAUAAAAACAAUAAUGAGGUCAAACAGCAGAAAUAGGGUCAGGAGAUGCAUUCGGAUAUUGCAAGACAUGAUCUGUCAAGACAUAGUACCAGAUGCUUAUACGUGGAACCUCAUUUGUGGGGGUUUGAAAGAUGUACACGAGACGCUCAAUUUCAUGAGGAGGAUCUAUGACUUUAAUAUUCCCCUGUUAUGUCAAAGAAAUUUAUCCAGGUCUGGCAUUCAAUUUCCAGUAACCAAGGAAUUAUUUGAUCCCAAUUUACAAAUUGACUACGAAACAUCAUACAGUCUCAUGUCAUUGGGAGUGAGAGUACAGUUACAAGAUGAUAAAAACUUAAGACAGGCUUUUGCAUAUAUGCAACAGAUCUGCCUCCAAAGCCAAGUCCAGUUGGGACCCAGCUUAGCUUUGGAGCCAAAAUUGGAUAUACUCAAGCUAUUUCUACAAUUCAUACUGUUUGAAUGGCGAAACUUACCUUACGCAAUUGCAUUUUUGCAAUACUUUGAAAAAUCCUACCCAAGUUUGUUUGGUAAUAAAGCGAAAAGCGAAAUCUAUUCGAUGUUCACUUCGGCGAUGAGCCAAUUCGAGGAAUCCCCACUUUGGAGCUCACUUUUGAGAUACUUUUAUCACAAAUCACUAGACGAAAAGGGCAACGCUACAUUGAACAAGACCGAUCUCGGAAGGUUGCAAGAAGUGAUAUCAAGGAACAACUCAAAAAUCGAGUCGCCAGAAUCCGAACUCAACUUUGUUGAUAUGACUGCGAGUCUUACUUUAGUCGAAAGAACUGUCAUAGAUCGUGUUUUUAAACAAUUGAGAUGGCCUGGGUCUGCGUUUGGAGAGGGGCCAAUAUGGGAUUUGAAAAGAAAUACACCUGCUUUUCAGCAAGCAUGCAAUGCUAUUGGCUGUUACAAAAGUUUGGACGAUAGCGGAUCAUCGAAAGAAAUCAACUUGGAGGCCGAAAAAUUCGAUGCAUGGCAAUAUUUCGACUAUUCGAAAACUAUGCAAGAUGACCUCUUUAUGGAUGUUGCAACCGCAUCUUCUGGUAAUGCUAAUUUUAAAUGA